AUGUCAAUGAUCAAACAUGUUCGCGGACGACUCUCUGGGUAUCAGGCCAAUAUCGAUCCACAUGAAUGGCGAUUACCGUCAUCCUACUCCACGUCGGGAUCGGGCAGUCGAGGGGGAGACAGCACCACCACUACCACGGUCAUCCCGAACCCGAAAAUCUUUAGAAAUGUAUUCAUACCCAGCGACCCUUCUUUGGGGAUGAUGGAAGGAAACCUCGUUUACCCGGAUGUGGGCCAUGCGGCAUUGCACUUGGCUCUACUUGAGUGCUUCCGCAAGUUGAGGAUGACUGCCAGCAAAUUGGACGUCGAGGUGGAACAGUUAGCGGCAUAUUCUGAGAAGGCUGACGAAGCAGAAGAAGAAGAAGAGGUUAACAGUGCCUCGCCGACUCGACUACCAGAAUCUGAGCGUUGGGAUUUACUGAUUCGACUUGCCGUCACUCGCUUCACAGUCUGGUGGAUGAACAUCGACCGGGUGCUGUACCAUGCCACGGCCUUUGUCCACCACGCUGGAGACAAGUCUGUGGUUCAGUUGACAAAGGAUUACUUGCCUCCCUUGGACGUCCUUCUCGUCUGGUACGCCUUCAUGCUCGACGACAAUGAGGUUUACACCACCACCUGUUCCAUCCGACCAUCUUCAAAGGUCGGGGGGAUAUGUUUCCCCUGGCCUGCCAUCCGCGACGCCCUCGACUUGAAUACCAUGACCUUCACACUGCCACGAGCGGCAGAAAACCUAUUCUCGACCUUGACAUCUCAAUCCGCAGACAUCCUCACGUACCUUGAAAGUCCUCCGGCAUACGUCGAAUGUCCCGAGUUGCCUGUCAAGAUCGACCUCUUUGACAACGUCAGGCGACAGGAGAAGUUCAUGGACGUCGCUCAUGAUCUUUUGUGGAUCCGUUCUCCAGCUUUGAGGGGGUCUCUGGAACGAGCCAGCGCCGAAUAUCUCGAGUUCCAGCUCUCUGAGAAUGCUGAGGACACGCCGCCCAUCGCAGAAAUCCCUUUUGGCCUAGACUUGAUCUGGAAAACACACAGGCUCUAUCCCAUACAGUAUCAGUUCUUUCGCAAGGGAAUUCUUCUGUCACCGUCGUCGACCUUAUCCACGGAUGUGAAGACACCACCUUCACCUCAGAUCAGUGUCGACUCGCUUGACGAAACGGCAUGUCCCGCUUCAGAGUGCUGUUGUUGGGCCUGUGAGCGUCUUCGUGACGAGAUCCCGUCUUUCAGCUAUGACAAAUUCACUUCAACGCCUCCGGCCUAUGAUGUUUCUCUGGUAGCGUCUUUAUCCUCGGAACAGCUUCGGUCGGUACAAGAUGAUCUGGGAUUUUACAAGGCCGUUGAACGCGCGCGACGUCACGGGUUACCUCUUCCGACACGACCACCGACGGCGGCUGAAAAGGCGGCUGAGAAGACGGCGACCAAGAAACGGGCCGAGAUCGGUCGUCUUCCAGGCUUGAACGAGUACGUCGUCACUUUGCCAAAUGGGAAGAAGAAAAUCAAGAAAGCGAAACGUUUGAGUGCCACUUAUGGAUUGAUGGUAUGA
This is a messenger RNA of Exophiala oligosperma, 1536 nucleotides long. RefSeq lists its product as uncharacterized. The transcript has a single exon. Bases 1 to 1536 code for a protein of 511 amino acids. Lineage: Eukaryota; Fungi; Ascomycota; Eurotiomycetes; Chaetothyriales; Herpotrichiellaceae. The record is from RefSeq and is a predicted model, not a curated record.